UUCUGGUCACAAAAAACAAAUCUCCACACAAUCCAGCUGAGGUAUUACAUUGUAUUGCCUUACGUUUACUGCUAUUAUAGUCUGCAUUCUGCUAAAUCCAGCGGUAUAACUUGUGAUGUGGGAGAAGGGCGGCUCUCUUUGUGGAGGGGGCCGAGGACAAGACAUCACCAGGUAAAGGGAGGGGGAGGGGUGGUGAGUGCUGCUAAGAUUAAUUUGGAAGACUUUUAGGCAGUUUUUUUUUUUAGGGUGGGUGCUUCAAGUAGAUGGCAGUGAUGAAUAAGGAGGGGAAAAACAGUAUGGAUACCAGCAAAUAUGUGCGUUAUACUUCUGAGCAGGUGGAGGCCCUGGAGAGGGUUUACAGCGAGUGUCCCAAGCCUAGCUCCCUCAGAAGACAGCAGCUGAUUAGAGAGUGUCCUAUUCUUUCUAAUAUUGAGCCCAAGCAGAUUAAAGUGUGGUUUCAGAAUCGCAGGUGUCGAGAAAAACAGAGGAAGGAGGCAUCACGCCUUCAGACUGUUAACAGAAAGCUUACUGCGAUGAACAAGCUGCUCAUGGAGGAGAAUGAUCGCCUUCAGAAGCAAGUUUCUCAGUUGGUGUACGAGAAUAACUAUAUGAGACAACAGCUGCAGAAUGCAUCUGUGGCCACCACAGAUACAAGCUGUGAGUCUGUGGUGACUAGCGGUCAGCACCAACAUAACCCAACACCUCAGCAUCCCCUCAGGGAUGCUAGCCCCGCUGGACUCCUGUCUAUUGCAGAGGAGACCUUGGCAGAGUUCCUUUUAAAGGCUACAGGAACUGCUGUCGAUUGGGUCCAGAUGCCUGGGAUGAAGCCUGGUCCGGAUUCGAUUGGUAUUGUAGCUAUUUCUCACAGUUGUACUGGAGUAGCUGCACGCGCUUGUGGUCUUGUAGGAUUGGAACCUACUAAGGUUGCAGAGAUUCUCAAAGAUCGCCCAUCUUGGCUUCGGGAUUGUCGCUGCCUUGAUGUGCUGACUGCCUUUCCUACUGGAAAUGGUGGAACCAUUGAGCUUUUAUACAUGCAGACGUAUGCCCCCACUACUUUAGCUUCUGCCAGAGACUUUUGGACUCUGAGAUACACAACAGUAUUGGAAGAUGGCAGUCUGGUGGUUUGUGAAAGGUCCUUAAAUAGCACACAAGGAGGUCCGAGCAUGCCACCUGUGCCACACUUUGUGAGAGCUGAAAUGCUUCCCAGUGGAUAUUUGAUACGACCUUGUGAGGGUGGUGGCUCCAUAAUUCGGAUUGUUGACCAUAUGGAUUUAGAGCCUUGGAGCGUACCUGAAGUGUUACGCCCUCUAUAUGAGUCAUCCACCAUACUUGCCCAAAAGAUGACAAUUGCAGCACUUCGUCGUCUACGCCAAAUUGCACAGGAGGUUACAGGUGAAGUAGUUUUUGGUUGGGGUAGGCAGCCAGCUGUUCUGCGGACAUUUAGCCAGAGAUUAAGCAGGGGUUUCAAUGAGGCUGUGAAUGGCUUUACGGAUGAUGGUUGGUCUUUGAUGGUGAGUGAUGGGGUUGAGGAUGUAACUAUUGUUAUAAAUUCAUCUCCCAGCAAGCUUGUUGGAUCUCAAGUUAAUUCUUCAAAUGGGCUCACAACUUUGGGUGGUGGCAUCUUGUGUGCAAAGGCAUCUAUGCUCCUACAGAAUGUGCCUCCAGCAUUACUGGUUCGCUUCUUACGCGAACAUAGAUCAGAGUGGGCAGAUUGCAGUAUGGAUGCUUAUUCAGCAGCUGCAUUGAAGGCAGGCCCUUAUGGUCUUCCAGGAUCAAGGGGAGGAGGAUUUUCAGGGAGUCAAGUGAUCCUCCCCCUAGCACAUACUGUGGAACAUGAGGAGUUUCUGGAGGUUAUCAAAUUGGAAGGACAUGGGCUUACACAGGAAGAAGCUGUGUUGUCUAGAGAUAUGUUUCUCUUGCAGCUUUGCAGUGGAAUUGAUGAGAGUGCAGCUGGUGCGUGUGCCCAACUGGUGUUUGCCCCAAUUGAUGAAUCAUUUGCUGAUGAUGCUCCUCUGCUCCCUUCUGGUUUCCGAGUUAUUCCUUUGGAAUCCCGAACAGAUGUAUCUGCUGGUGCCAAUCGUACAUUGGAUUUGGCUUCUGCUCUGGAGGUUGGAUCGACGGGAACCAGAGCUUCUGGUGAUUCUGGAGCCAACUCAAAUUUGAGAUCUGUGUUAACUAUUGCAUUUCAGUUUACUUAUGAAAAUCACCUGAGAGAAAAUGUGGCUGCUAUGGCCCGGCAAUAUGUUCGUAGUGUUGUAGCAUCUGUCCAGAGGGUUGCUAUGGCACUAGCUCCUUCACGGUUAAAUCCACAUAUAGGGCCAAGGCCACCUCCAGGCACUCCAGAAGCUAUAACACUAGCACGUUGGAUCUGUCAUAGCUACAGACUUCAUCUAGGUGUGGACCUUCUUCGUGUUGAUUGUGAAGCAAGUGACUCUUUGCUUAAAAUGCUUUGGCACCAUUCAGAUGCAAUCAUGUGCUGUUCAUUGAAGUCAUUACCAGUUUUCACAUUUGCAAAUCAGGCAGGCCUGGAUAUGCUAGAGACCACACUGGUGGCUUUGCAAGAUAUUUCACUGGACAAAAUACUUGAUGAAAAUGGACGCAAAAGUUUGUGCACUGAUUUUGCUCAAAUUAUGCAACAGGGUUAUGCUUAUCUUCCCGCUGGGAUAUGUGUUUCAAGUAUGGGGAGGCCUGUGUCAUAUGAUCGAGCUAUAGCUUGGAAGGUUCUAAAUGAUGAAGACAGCACUCACUGUGUGGUUUUCAUGUUUAUGAGUUGGUCUUUUAUGUGACCAUUUUGUUAAUGCAGCAUAGUAGAUGGAUUCUCAGUUUUGUGGAACUUAAGUUAUCUGUUAAGUUAUCGUCUUAUAAGCUUAUAUAGCUAAGACUGAUGCUUCUGCACUUAAAGAACUGGAUGGUGGAUUGCAAUGCAGCACUGUGGUUGCAUUUUCUUAUGUUUGAAGACUCUUGAAAAGAGAAAUUUCAUAAAACUGCAAUGUUUUGCUUUCAGUUAUAUAAUAUAUAUAAUGACCACUAUUUAUAUA
Molecule: messenger RNA, 3038 nt
Organism: Cryptomeria japonica (Japanese cedar)
Lineage: Eukaryota; Viridiplantae; Streptophyta; Pinopsida; Cupressales; Cupressaceae
Product: homeobox-leucine zipper protein HOX32
Exons: 20
Coding region: 264-2786 (840 amino acids)
Molecular function (GO): lipid binding; DNA binding; DNA-binding transcription factor activity
Source: RefSeq, a predicted model, not a curated record